Messenger RNA from Lasiosphaeria miniovina, 483 nucleotides. RefSeq lists its product as uncharacterized. NCBI's taxonomy places the organism in Eukaryota, Fungi, Ascomycota, Sordariomycetes, Sordariales, Lasiosphaeriaceae. Bases 1 to 483 code for a protein of 160 amino acids. The record is from RefSeq and is a predicted model, not a curated record. The transcript has a single exon.
AUGGUAGCCGCAGCUAGGCGUCCCUACUCAACGACCUACGUCACAGCAAGCACCACAGUCACAACCCCCGUCACAUCAUGGGCCUACUCGACCCUCUUCCCAACAGUCGUCGUCGACAAAACCACAACGACAAUCUUCAUCCGUGACACAAACACCACCAUCGCCACCGUCACCUCGCCCACCGUUGUCUGCACCAACGGCGGCACGCCUGGCCCCACCGUGACAGCGUACAAGGGCUCUUACAUGCCGGUGCCCGGCCAAAACACGACGCUCCCCGCCUCGCACCCCACGCUUGUGUCGUGUACGGCGUACAACACGGCCCUGAUUCACGUCUGGCCAACAGUCCAGGGCGGCCCCGAGUCGACCGUCACGUUGACCAUCACGUCGACGGUCGCCAGCUCCGAGACGACGCGCACCACCGUCACCUCACCUAUCUUCGGAUGUGGGUCUCUUCCUCGAUGCAAGGGCUUGGGAGUCGCUUAA